Funneliformis geosporum is the source of this 574-nucleotide messenger RNA. The record is from the annotation of a GenBank genome assembly. NCBI's taxonomy places the organism in Eukaryota, Fungi, Glomeromycota, Glomeromycetes, Glomerales, Glomeraceae.
AGCUGUGAUUGACAUCGAUGCGUCAAAAGGGGAUAUGGAAACAGCUGGUGUCAAAGGAUUACCUGGUCAAAAUUUUAACCUCCGUCUUAUCGGUUCAGCAAAAAAAGGUUGUGUGAAGCGUGUCCUAUUAUCUUUGAUAACUAAUGGCUGGAAUGAACUCGAUCACACUAGAGUUCAACCACCUUCUAGUUUAGGACUUGAAGUAAGACCUCGAAUACUUAGUACAGAAAAAAAUAAUGAUCCGCUAAGAAUAUCUGUAGGGCAGGAUAUAUUACAAAAAUGUGCGGAUCUAGUUUUGCAAAAGUAUUCUAAAUAUCUUAGGGAUUGGACUAUCGAAGAAAAGGAAGAAACGAAGGAAAACUUCGUAUAUUUUAACCGAAAAGCUUCACUAGAAUGUCCACUCUGCAAACGUUUACAUGACAAGGAUCAGUGGUGGUUCGGUCGUGUAUGUGUUAGCAGUAGGAGGUUUAUCGUAAAAUGCUUUCGGCAAAAUAGUGAUGAACAUGGGGAAGUUUUUGAAUGUGACCCAUCUAUUGCAGAAAAAAUUCAGCAAAAAAAUAAAAAUUCUUCAAAA